AUGGCAACCUGCAAACUCUGCUCGCAAGAAUUAAAAAUCGAGCUCGAUGACGACUCUUUCGACGAGGCUACCUCCUCUGCUGUUGGUGCUUCUCUCUCAGCUCCAGAUGAUCUCCUUUUGACUUGUGGCUGCCACUAUCAUUGGCAAUGUCUCCUCGACGAAUCGCCUCGGGUUGCAGAAUCGAUGGAAUGCCCAACAUGUGGAGCCUCUAUCGCCAACUCACCAUCUGGACAAUCAUCGUCUCUACAACGUCAAGUCCUCACAAGAUACCACAAUGAAGGCGGAAUACAAGAGAACCUUGAUAUCCUGCCUCUCAUUAUCGAAGAAGCUUAUCUUGACGCAAAUCCGGCAGCAAGACCCGCGCGAGCCUUACUGACGAUGUGUGGGGAAGGGGAUGUCACGGGUAUAGUGGAGCUGCUAAGAGCCAUCACCGAUGACCCCGAUGAAGAGGAUAUGUCUCCAGGAGAUCUCCUUCGGUAUCAGGAUCCGCUUGACGGCAUGAAGACUGGAUUGCAUGUAGCAGUUGAGAAGGCCCAACAAGAAGUGGUCUGGCUUAUGCUGUGGCUGGCUUCAAGCUUGCAAACAAAUAACUUCCCCGACGAGGUUAUCCAGGCUGCAGGAUCUCUGGAGGCGGCAAGAGAAACUGUUCCGGGACUAGAUAUUAGAAGCAUUCGCGACGAGCAGCAUCAAACACCGGAAGAUAUCGCUAGUGGUAUGGGGCCGCAAUGGGGUGCGUUACUUUUCACUGGGGCGUUGAAAGGCUGA
Molecule: messenger RNA, 765 nt
Organism: Venustampulla echinocandica
Lineage: Eukaryota; Fungi; Ascomycota; Leotiomycetes; Helotiales; Pleuroascaceae
Exons: 2
Coding region: 1-765 (254 amino acids)
Source: RefSeq, a predicted model, not a curated record